AACAGCUGUUCGAUUGAUAAACUCUACUAAUAGGUUAUAAAACACCCCAGAAUUCGGCAGCAUUUAUUAAACUCCUCAAAAAAUGCAAAAGAAACGUAUUAGCACCUCAAGUCUGCUUGAUAAAUUGCAUCGCGGUGCCGUCUACACCUGCUUAGGUAUCACACUCUAUGGUACCUUCUUGUUGGGUAUGAGGGGAUGGCGUUACUACACUGUGGUUCGUCCAGAAAGGCAGCAGGCGGAUCUCAAGAUGUUGGAAGAGGGAGCUCCAACACAGAACAACGAUACAGCAAAGGAACUAAAAUGUUGAAUCUAAAUAAUUUAUUUGUUGGCUGUUGCUUUUUAAGUUCAUAAUGAUACUAAUAAAUAAUGAUUACUUUAAUAUAAAGUAUUAUAAAUUAAACUAA
Messenger RNA from Stomoxys calcitrans (stable fly), 404 nucleotides. RefSeq lists its product as uncharacterized. The transcript has a single exon. Bases 83 to 307 code for a protein of 74 amino acids. Lineage: Eukaryota; Metazoa; Arthropoda; Insecta; Diptera; Muscidae. The record is from RefSeq and is a predicted model, not a curated record.